Molecule: messenger RNA, 5217 nt
Organism: Aphanomyces invadans
Lineage: Eukaryota; Oomycota; Saprolegniomycetes; Saprolegniales; Verrucalvaceae
Exons: 2
Coding region: 38-5104 (1688 amino acids)
Molecular function (GO): calcium ion binding
Source: RefSeq, a predicted model, not a curated record
CACUUUUCGUCGGUGACAGCUCAGUCGGCGCGGAAGGAUGUCGUCGGUGACGAUUGAGGUGCCUUAUGUGAAGAACCAAGUGAGAUUCGUCGUGGAAACGUCGUUGGCAAAGGAAAUACAGACCGCGACGAUUGCAUUGCGGAAAGCGUGCAAGCUUGACAGGAUAAAAGAAGACGUCAAAGAAGGAAUGAUCCUCGAAGAAGAAGACUUCAUCAAGUGGAUUCGACACUGCAGUGGCAUUCAGACGGAAAAGGACUUUCGAUCGACGCGAUCGAUGGUUGAGUUGUUGUACAAUACGUUCGUGCCGUACAGCGUCGACAUGGUCGAUCUGUCCGUGGGUUUUCUCGUCUUUCUUGACGGUACAGUCGAAGAGAAACUUCGCCUUGCGUUGGAGCUCACUACGAAGGACGACUUCCCCAUUCUCACGGAGGGCGCGGUCGUGCGAUGCUUGACGAAUAUCCUCCUCGGGCUCUACAGUCUCUUUGCCAGCGGCGGUCCCGCGAACACGGAUACGUCCGUCAACAUUUUGGAAACGAUGCAAUUUAGCGCGUCGCAAACGGUCGUCGAGAUCACGGACCAUCAACCCAAGUUGACAUUCGACGACGUUUGGGAUUGGUACCUCCUCAUGGGUGGUGAGCACGCGCCGUAUUUGAAGCUGUUAGACCUGUCGUAUUGGCGUCACCAAGAAGCAUUCUUAUUGCAGCCUGCCACGGCCACCUCGGACUCGUCGUCACCGCUCGUGUUCACGGUGACCCAUCAGAGUCAGUCGUUGCAUAUUGGCGCAGCGCAUGCGAUCGAGCUCGAGGAACUGCUGCUGGCGUCGCGGUUCACGGUGUUGCAGCCCCAGGUCAUGUACGACACGUUUCUUCACCACACGAUCGACGGGUGGUUGGAUUUGGCCACGUUCGAAGAAUCGCUCAACGAACUCACGUGCAUGACGUGCACAAACCACCUCGUGGACGACGACAAGUUCAUGACUAGCAUGCGCGCGCUCUUCGCCAGCUACCUCGGUCCAAACGACACGAAAGUUGAAGCGUUCGAGCUGGCCGCAGGCUUUUCGCUCUUUUGCGAUGGCUCCAAGAGCGACAAAUUGGCGGCGGGGUUCCAUUACUUCGACACGGACGACGCCGGCGAGCUGACGAACGACCAGUUGUGGCGAUUCCUUCGAUCUGUGAUCGUCACGGUCUUGGGCUUGGUCCCCAACACUGACAAUUCGAGUCUCGUGGAUGUGAUUGACGGCGCCGCCACCGAAAUCAUGGACCAAGUGUCCGACCCCACGUACACGUUUGAGCAAUUUGGGCAAUGGUAUAACGAGGGCGGGUUCCAAACCAUGAGCUGGCUCGAACUCCUCGACCUGCGAAAAUGGAGUUUUGUCUGGCCCGAGUUCAACACGGCCAACUUUGCUACGUUGAACGAGAACGACCAGCAGCUCCAGCCCGUGUCGGCGUCGGCAUAUUACACUGCCAAGAACAUUCGUGCCACGCUGCACGACGACCGCCAGGUCGACUCGGACCCGUGCGGCGGCUCGCUCACGUUUGAUUCGACCUGCGGCGUCGCUUCACAGCAGCAGCGAAAUGGAACUUUGGACUUAAUCCCGCCCGUGUGUUUGAAAAACGACAUCGUGCUUGAGUUUGAGCUGCCUUUGGAAAGCUCCACGACCAGCGGUGCCAACUCCGGUAGCUCGAACGACCAAGCGUCGCUGGGAAGCCUUCUCGACAGUCUUUGCUUUGACAAUGGCGACCUGAUGCAUUAUAUGCAACUCCAAAAGCGCACGGCACUCCAAACGCAUCCCAUUCAAACCGUGUUUCAAGUAUUCGAGCCGUACUUUGACGCCCUUGAAGGGUACCCGACGCUGGAACGGGCCGAUUUCGAAACGUGUGUGGACCAUCUCCUAUUUCCAAACAUCUCUGCCAGCCACCAGCAACCCACUACCGCAACGGCUUCACCUUGUUGUAUCACCAAACAAUCGCUGUCGGACGAAUUUGAUCGGCUGAAUGUGGACGACGAUGACGCCGACUCGGCGACGACCAAAACAGACACUGUGUGCCGUAUACUGCAACGGCAGGAAGGGCUCGAAAUGCUGGAAGCGCUCUUUUUCGCGUACAAUCGCUCUGGUACGGGCAAAAUCGAUGCGACGGAAUUCGUGUCGGGGUUUCUCGUCCUUUGCGCUGGCUCGAAGAGCGACAAGCUGUCGUUUUGUUUUGGGUUGUUUGACGAAGACGGCGACGGGUGUCUGACUCGCCGUGAAAUGUGGAAGUUCCUUCGGUCGUUCCUCACCAUGCUUCUUGCUCUGGGCAACGGCGCUGACUGCUCGCCGGAAGUGAUCGGCGCUGUCUGUGACGCGGCUUGCAUCGGGAUUGCUCGCUCGCUGUUCACCGAUCCCACAUUGAGUCAAGGGGCAUCGGACGCUGUUCCGGUCAGCAAGGUUUCGUUCGAAGCGUUUGCCGAUUGGUAUUCGUAUAAAGGGUUUCAAAUCAUUCCGUGGAUCGAACUCCUCGACACGCGAAAGUGGCCGCUGGUCGACCCCACUAUCGCAGUGGCUGUUCAAGCGGCAGCGGCCCUGGCCACCGCGCCCCCUCCUUCUACCUAUUCCGUUUCAUCCGGCCAUCCUUCAAGCAGCUGUCCUACCUCGUCGUCGCUACCGAACGAUGGAGCUCCAUUGUCGACGCAGGCGGUUUCUAGCUCGUAUCAAGACAAGCCGUCCGCAACAUCGUCGUCGUCGGCCAUUGUGUUUCAGUUCAAAUUGACUACGUACGAUAACACCACGUUGCGCAUUCGACUGCGGGAUGUCGCUGUUGUGUACACGAUUGCGGAAAAGCUGCGGCUCAAAUCGAUCGGCGUCGACGCUCUGUACGACGGGUUCGAUCGGUUCACAAGAGGCAAGUCGCUGUCCAAGUCAGGGUUCCUCCACGCGAUUCGCAGUUUGGCGCCAAGAGGCAACUUGUCAAGCGAAGACCAGGAGUUUUUGAGUUACCAUUUGCUGCGCAUCUUUAGUUUGUACGAGACCGAGAGCGCCACGAACGACGACGAGGGCAUCGACGACAGCGGCACUUCAGGGGUCGCCGUCGACAAGCUGCACCUGAUCAGCGGCAUGAGCUUGUUUUGUCAUGGCUCGAAAAGCACCAAGUUGGGGAUGCUCUUUUCGCUGUUUGACACGCACCGUGACGGCAGCGUGAGUCGUCGGGCGCUGUUUGAGCUGUUGAAGAGCGUUCUGUCGAUCUUGUUUUCGUUUUCACUCGGGGAUUGCAGUGGCGGGUCCAGUCUCCAAGCCAACGUAUUUGCAGCCGAGCGAGCGGCCGGCGUGUUGGUCUCCAAGGUAUUUUGUGAUGUGCAAUCGAGCGCGAGCAUUAGUUUGGGCGCGUUCGCCGACUGGUACACGGCGCGCGGCGGGUACGAGCUGUGUCCGUGGCUGGAGCUCCUGGACUUGAACAAGUGGCCGACUAAAGAAGCAAUGGAGGCGAGCACGCGGGAGAAACCCCUCUCGUAUGCGUUUGACAUGCACGAAGAGGGGAGUUUGCUCCAUUACACGGAAAAGGACAUCGAAACUUACUUGGCCGUGCUCGAAGCGACGCAGUUCCACCGCCUUGCGGUUCCGACCAUCCACGACGCCAUCGUUCGAGCGGCGCGCCCCGUGACCCACGACAACGGCCUUGUCGUAACGAGGUCAAGCUUUUACAGCUGCAUUCGCAAGCUGAUCCCACGUACGAGCGUCAACGAAGAAGGUCAGCAGGUCGCGUCGCGGAUGCUGGCGCGGCUCUUUAGCGCAUACGACCGAAAAAAGGUCGGCAAAGUCAACGCAGUCGAGCUGGCGUGUGGCAUGAGCAUGCUUGGGAUGGGAUCCAAGAGCCAGAAAUUGUCCAGCGCCUUCGAUUUGAUCGUGAAGCUGAAUAUGCGGAAAGCAUCGAGCCGCGCAACCGCCGCGAUUCCACACGCGAUGCUCUUCCUCUACCUCCGCUCCUUCCUCGUCGCGCUCAUGGUGCUUUGCGAAAAGCGGUAUCGCCGCGGUAUCGAGCAAAUGUACGUGGAAGCGGACGAGGUCAUUGGGGACGUCACAACCAAGCUUCUUCACGAGGUUACCCUCGCUGCGCACACUAGUCUCCGCACGCGCAACAGAGUUUCGUUUGAGCAAUUUGGCGAAUGGUACAACUCGGGAGGGUACGAGACCGUGUCGUGGGUCGAGCUCCUCGAUGUGUCCAAGUGGCAGCGCCCUCCGAGAGAGUCGCCCGAAUCCUCGUGGGAUGAAAACGACGGCGUGCGCGCCAGCGACAUCGGUCUAGAUGCUCAUCCAUCCGAUUCUCCUUCAAGUACCCCCUUGCUGCGGUACCAAGUCGCCGCGUCCGAGCUCGUGUACACGCAGGCCCACAUCCACGCGCUCGGCGAAUGUCUCACGCACGUUGAGCUGCACCUGUACUCGCCCUUCCAACUCAUCACGGUGAUCAAGACGUUCUUGACGAAGCGGCAGGCUCCGUCCACAAAUCUCCUGUCACCCACCGUCCAUUUGGAACUGACGAGGGAGCAGUGCCAAGGCAGCAUCCUUCAGCUUUGUCCCAAACACGCCCAUUGCACGAACCGGUACGUCGGUGCGUUUGUGGACCACUUGUUUUGUGUGCUGGAAAAUCCCCAAACCCAAAAAGUGCUCCUUGUCCACGUCCUAUGUGGCCUUUUGGUCUUUACAGACGGCAACCUGCUCGACAUCCUCGUCCAUGGCUCCGCCCUGCUCAGCUACACACUGUCGAAUUCGUUUUCGGAGCAACAACAGUUUGACGAGACGACAGCCCAUCAUGUCGUGCCGUGGAAUGCACUGCGCCAGUGCCUUGAAAUCUUCUUGAAGGCACUGUUUGCGUGCAGCCAGUCGCUGGAUCGAGUGGGCGGCGUCGAGGACGUUGCCACAGUCGCCUCGGCUGGCGCGGACGAAACGAUCAGCUUUUACCAAGACGUGUACGGCGAUGACAGUGCGACUGUGUCGUGCGAAGCGUUCCACGACUGGUUUGAGGCGGAAGGGAUCAAGAGUUUACCGUGGCUCGGGCUUGUCGUGCUGGAGAACUGGCCCCACUUGCUCCCCCUCGAUCUUUCCAAUCGUCGGGCAAAGACCCAUCACUUGUAACAACUCGAUUCUUUACCGCGUUUGCACGUUCACCACGGAUGACGCUUUCGAUGUUGUGGUCGAGCUUUCCACAAUGCACGCUGUCAUUUAUCAAGCGUGCAAAGUGUCAAAGG